AUCAAUAAUAUUGGGAAACUGAAGGAUUUUCUCCUGGAGCACAGGAAGGACUAUAUCAAUGCCUGCAGUCAUGUAACCUCGAAGUAUUCCCGUAUGACUGACACAGAGCGUGAUCAGAUUGAUCAGGAUGCGCAGACUUUUAUGAGAACGUGUUCUGAUGCUAUCCAGCAACUUAGAACAGAAGCAAGUAAGGAUACCGUUUCAUCUCAAGUGAAAGAGCAUAGAAAUGCCGUCCUGGAUUUAAUUGGAGACUAUUUAAAAAGAGUGUGUAAGCUGUACUCAGAGCAGAGAGCCAUCAGAGUUAAACGUGUCGUGGACAAGAAAAGAUUGUCAAGGCUGGAACCAGAACAGAUCCAUAAAGUGAAGGCACAGCACACAACAGAGACAACCACCUCUGGGAAUACAGAAGGGAAGGAGGAAGGCAAACAAGCCGGAGAAGAUAAUACAGAAAGGACGGUGUCUGACGCUCAGAGCACUUCAGGUCUAUGGGAUGACAGUCUAGGUGAAGAUGAAUUGUCCCCAGAGGAGAUUCAAAUGUUUGAGGAGGAAAACCAGAGACUUGUCAGCGAGAUGAACAGUCUGUUCGAUGAAGUAAGGCAAAUAGAAGGCAAAGUGGUUGAAAUAUCCCGACUGCAAGAAAUAUUCACAGAGAAGGUGCUGCAGCAGGAAACAGAGAUUGACAAUAUCCAUCAACUCGUCGUGGGCGCCACAGAAAAUAUCAAAGAAGGAAAUGAAGAUAUACGAGAGGCUAUAAAGAAUAAUGCAGGCUUUAGAGUGUGGAUCCUCUUCUUCCUAGUCAUGUGUUCAUUCUCUUUACUCUUCCUGGACUGGUAUGAUAGUUAA
Staurois parvus is the source of this 843-nucleotide messenger RNA. The record is from the annotation of a GenBank genome assembly. NCBI's taxonomy places the organism in Eukaryota, Metazoa, Chordata, Amphibia, Anura, Ranidae.